Molecule: messenger RNA, 1053 nt
Organism: Clonostachys rhizophaga
Lineage: Eukaryota; Fungi; Ascomycota; Sordariomycetes; Hypocreales; Bionectriaceae
Source: the annotation of a GenBank genome assembly
AUGACAGGGACCGUUACAGCGGAGACCGUCAAAGCCACGCCGACGCGGAGUAUUGGAGGGCAAAUCGCUCCUAUCCAUACGGAUGGUACGGUUACACCCCGCAACUACAAUGGAGCCAACAAGGAUGUUAUCAAUGGAGCCAACAAGGAUAUUAUCCCGGCCCGUACGCGAUGCCUCCCCCACCACCACCACCGCCGCCGUGCUCUUGCGCGCCAUAUCGGUGCGAUGGGAGGUGUAGAUCUGACAAUCGCUGGUCUGACCGUCGCCGUUCUCCACCACGACGCAGAGACCAGUCGCCAUAUCGCAGGCGACACCGAUCAAGAUCCCCAAAGCCCACAAGGUCAGUCGCGGGAUCCAUCUGUCAGUUCUGCAGGCACAAACAUGGUUACACUCAGUGAUGGCACCCAGCUCCCUCUCAGGGCUACGCAGGUGCCCAAAAUUCACAUAUAUGAACAGCAGCAUAGCGACGGGACAUCGACGCUGACGUCGAUCAACUCCAAUCCCGGCGGAGGCCCCCAUACCAACAUCGUCUCAGUCGAGCAGGAUCCGGAGACCGGCCAGCCGGUAGUAGAUCUAGUCAUCAAUGACCCCAAGCUCCGAGAUAUGGAGGCCAUCGUAAGUUAUCUACAGUCAAAAUCUGACAUAGGAGCAGUUAGGGUCGCAAUGCACGCGGUACAUCCCCGCAAGAACAAAGACGACCCAAAGACGUUGAUCCCGCCCUGGACAUUCGAGCCGAGGGAUGGACAACCUUCUGUCGUUCCACCGCCUCCACAGGCUAAGGACAACACCGGUAUACAGGUUGACACAUAUAGAUCCGCAAACGCAACCCAAGCCCCGGGGAACGUGCUGCAAACUCCAGUGAACACAUCACCUGUCAUGGAAAACCCGUCAGCUCCCCAGAAUCACAGCGCGCUUGCUGAUUUCGUAACACCGGAUUCAGUCAUGCUAGAUUUAAGUAUGCCUCAAGAGCAACUAGGUGACGAUAAUCCGAACCCUCUGAAUUUCUUCCCUCUCGCUACGGAAAGGAGUGAUGAUUGCCGUCGCCAGCAAUAA